AUGGAGAAAGGAUUUCUUGAUGAUCGAGGACAGCUCCACACUCCACUAGAGUACUUUCGCCGGUUCAUAAUAAAUGAAAUGAUUGAGUCCAUUGUUACUUAUGCUAAUCAGUAUAUCGUUCAGAAAACUGGUACAUGUAUAAAUACCACAGUGAAGGAGAGUGAGCAAGUAAUACGACUUGUACUUCGUAUGGGUAUCAUCGAAAUGCCUGGUAUCCGUGUUUACUCUGAAGACAAUACCCGCUAUGGACCUGUGGCAGAUAUAAUUGGAAGGAAAAUAGGACAACACAUUCUAAGGUGUCUGCACUUUGUGGACAAUGAAGCCAUUUUUGAUGAAGGUAAAACUGACAAGCUAUGGAAGAUUCGACCAUCCGAGAUUUUUUGUGAGCCGUGUCCUUUGGCCAUCUCUGGGGAAAAGCAAUCAAUUGAUGAAAUGAUGAUUCCAUUCAAGGGUCUAUUCAGUCAAAUCAAGCAGUGUCUCCGAGGAAAGCCCAAUCCAUGGGGUUUCAAAGGUUGGUGCUGCUGCAGUACUGAUGGAAUGCUUCAUGAUUUCGAGGUGUAUCAAAUGAAAGCAGGGACGAAAGGAAAGAAGAGUUCACUAGGUGUUGCUAGAGAGGUCUUCAGAAAACUAAGUGCUACCCUUCCACAACAGAAAAACUAA
Molecule: messenger RNA, 660 nt
Organism: Penaeus monodon (black tiger shrimp)
Lineage: Eukaryota; Metazoa; Arthropoda; Malacostraca; Decapoda; Penaeidae
Product: piggyBac transposable element-derived protein 3-like
Exons: 1
Coding region: 1-660 (219 amino acids)
Source: RefSeq, a predicted model, not a curated record